Molecule: messenger RNA, 2070 nt
Organism: Fonsecaea erecta
Lineage: Eukaryota; Fungi; Ascomycota; Eurotiomycetes; Chaetothyriales; Herpotrichiellaceae
Exons: 6
Coding region: 1-2070 (689 amino acids)
Biological process (GO): DNA-templated transcription
Molecular function (GO): DNA binding; zinc ion binding
Source: RefSeq, a predicted model, not a curated record
AUGUCAAUGUCUACACGCUUGGAAAGUAUCAUAGCGGCAUCGAAGUCUUCCCCAGAAGACCUCAGCGACGAGAACACAUCGCAAGUGCCAGAUAACAAUCUACCUCCGCAACAGCUUUCGACAACUGCGGAACAACCGGGCCCUACUUUCGUCCAUGAUCAGGACGUCAUUGAAAAUCUGCAGCCUAGGAAUUAUUCCUCAAACUGUGAUGCAACGAACUCUAUUAGUGGUGAUCCUUUACACUCACCCGUGUCGGAGCAAGAUUGGGAUUCUUGGAUUGGUUUAGAGGAUGCAAAAGACCUUACGAACGCAGCGUGUUUCGCCGAAUGUCACCCAUUAUUCGAACUUGUCCCAUCACUUGGACUUACACACAAUGAAGUAGAUCUGCCCUCUACUUUCGAAGGAGAUGUCAUCCCACAUACAAAUCCGUCAGGACAGGAUAUCGUAGCGAGAAGUCCGGGGCUUCUACCGGCCGCUGAACGAGUCGACUCGUCCACAACAAGUACCAGAGGCAAAGUGAGACCGCAUGAUUCCGACGACCAAGACGGAGCACAUCUAGACAGUAUCACGAAGCACCUUACAAGCCGUUUAGGGCGUUUACAGAUUGCUGAAGAUGGACAGCCUCGCUACUACGGAGCAACCAGCAACCUUCAUCUUUUGCAUAGGGGCCCGUCGUCCCUCUGUCAACCCAACAUACGACAGGUGGUUACCCACGGAGAAGCAGCCAUUGCCCGAGCCGGUCUUCACUGGAAGGGUGAUCCAGAGUACGAAGAAACUCUGGUUAAUUUGUUCUUUUCAUGGCAUAAUACCUUGAUGUAUGUUGUUGACAAACCAAUAUUCUUCAAAGAACGGCAACAUUUUCGAUCAGGACAUCACACCAACCUGUAUUCUCCGGCGUUGGAGAAUGCCGUGUACACAGUUGGCGCCGCGUACACAGAUCGUCUGCAUCCAGAAAUCGACGGACCCACAGAUGAAUUCUUUGGAUUUCGAGCGAAGGCUCUCUUGGACAUCGAGAUUGAUAGCCCAACAAUUGCAACAGCCCAGGCUUUGCUGGUGCUCUCGUCGCAUGAAGCUGCUCAUGCGCGUGACUCACGCGGCUGGAUAUAUUCUGGAAUGGCGGUGCAGAUUUUGUCAGAUCUCGGGUUGCACCUGAAUCUUGCACUAGACUUCUCGAAGUUUCACAACACGAACAGCAGUGCCGACGAAGUUACCUUACUGCGGCAGAACCUGUUCUGGUCGGCCAACACAAUAGACACGCUAUGGAGUGCUUAUAGCGGACGGCCGUCUCUGAUGAAACGCCUUGCUCACAACAUACCGUCCCCGAUGCCUUCAACCAACUAUUCGUGGGAAUACUAUACCGACGAGUACAGCACCAUGACUUUCCCAAGAGGCUUCGACUUCGAUGCCGCAGCGCAAGUUCAUGUUUAUCUUGCCAGGCUGAUGACGGUCUUUGCACGAGUGUCGGAAGUGCUAUAUUCUGGUGUUCCUGAUGUCCUGGACGAUAUCCAUACUUUCGUUGCUGGAUUUGAUGCUGAGUUACAAAGUUGGCUUGAUACGCUGCCACCAGCCCUCCGGGUGGAUUACUCCUCCGCACGGACAGCGAUCUAUCUUCCCGCGGUCCUUGAGCUACACCUCAUCUUCAACGAGUGUGUUAUACUCCUGCAUCGACCGCUUAUUGCGUGCGACGAGUCGUCGUGGCUGUCUAUCACCCCUACUCAGCGAGACGCAGCGCAAUCUCUUUCAAAAUGCGUCCAAGCAGCUCAACAAGUUUGCAAACUCCUCACGAUUUUCCGUCAGCGGUACGGUCUACGUCGACCUCAUCACCAAAUGGGUCAUGUCACACUGACGGCGGGCCUCAUCCAUGUAUUCCAAAUGUGUAGAACCAGCACGGGGACCCCCGAAAAUCGAAAUGCCCAGCAAGGUUUUCUGACCUGUAUUCAAAGCCUGGGAGAGAUGGGUCAGACGUACAAGAGCGCUUCCCGAGCUCUUGAUGUGAUCACCUCGCUCGGGCAGAGCUGGCAAAACGAUGCCGUUGCUGGGCGUCGGGUGAAGUGGCCGAAGCUGCAGUAA